Varanus komodoensis (Komodo dragon) is the source of this 4625-nucleotide messenger RNA. RefSeq names its product 6-phosphofructo-2-kinase/fructose-2,6-biphosphatase 3 (gene PFKFB3). Bases 362 to 1912 code for a protein of 516 amino acids. The record is from RefSeq and is a predicted model, not a curated record. Gene Ontology annotation, cellular component: cytosol. The transcript is spliced from 16 exons. Gene Ontology annotation, biological process: fructose 2,6-bisphosphate metabolic process; fructose metabolic process. Lineage: Eukaryota; Metazoa; Chordata; Lepidosauria; Squamata; Varanidae. Gene Ontology annotation, molecular function: 6-phosphofructo-2-kinase activity; fructose-2,6-bisphosphate 2-phosphatase activity; ATP binding.
CGCCGUGGCUUCUCGCAACCGCUCUCGGAGCAGCGCACCCGCGGCUAGACGCGCGACCUCUUGGCAGGGCGGCCCCUCCGAUCGCCCCCCGCGCCCGAAGCGGAUCUCGCCCCCGCCACGCCCGGAAAGCACUGCGGAGCCUGCUCGAGGCUGCUCGCGCGCGCAGAGCUCCAGCCCGGGAGGCCCUGAGCAGCGCUGCAAAGUGCCCAGAUUCCUGGAGAAGAAGGCAGGCACCUUCCGCCCCCGUCCCGCAAACAGCAUCAAGAAAGAGCCCCCCCCCCCCCCCGCUUUGUCUCCGUCCUCUCGCAUCUCCCUCCAGCCCAAGGUGGAGCCGGCGCGGGCCAAGCCCUUCGCUCUGACGAUGCCCAUGGAGCUGACGCAGAGCCGCAUCCAGAAGAUCUGGCUCCCGUCCGACCAUCACCCGGCGCUGUCCCGGCGAUCAUGUGGUCCGCAGCUGACCAAUUCCCCUACGGUGAUUGUCAUGGUUGGCCUGCCAGCUCGGGGGAAAACCUACAUCUCCAAGAAACUGACCCGCUACCUCAAUUGGAUUGGCGUCCCCACGAAAGUCUUCAACGUCGGAGAGUAUCGCCGCGAGGCUGUGAGGCAUUACAGCUCCUACAACUUCUUUCGCCCUGAUAACGAGGAGGCGAUGAAAGUCCGAAGACAGUGUGCCUUUAACGCCCUGAGAGACGUCAAAGCGUACUUGCUGGAGGAGGGUGGCCAGAUUGCGGUGUUCGAUGCUACCAACACGACGCGUGAGAGAAGGUCGAUGAUCCUGCAUUUUGCCAGAGAAAAUGGAUUCAAAGUGUUCUUCAUUGAAUCCGUCUGCAAUGACCCGAGCGUUGUUGCUACCAACAUUAUGGAAGUCAAGUUGUCCAGCCCGGAUUACAGGGACUGUGACACAACGGAGGCGAUGGAAGAUUUUAUGAAAAGAAUCAGCUGUUACCAAGCGAGCUACCAGCCGCUUGACCCAGAUGACUACGACAGAGAGCUGUCACUGAUCCAAGUGAUCGACGUUGGCCGGAGGUACAUUGUGAACCGGGUCCAAGACCACAUCCAGAGUCGCAUCGUGUACUAUCUGAUGAACAUCCAUGUGCAGCCCCGUACCAUUUACCUGUGCCGGCAUGGCGAGAGCGAAUCCAACCUCAAAGGGAAGAUUGGAGGGGACUCUGGACUGUCCAACAGGGGCAAAAAGUUUGCCAGUGCGCUGAACUGUUUCAUCCAGGAGCAAAACCUGAAAGAUCUCAAGGUCUGGACGAGUCAGCUGAAGAAGACCAUUCAGACGGCAGAAGCCCUCGAGCUGCCUUACGAGCAGUGGAAGGCGUUGAACGAAAUCGACGCGGGCGUGUGUGAAGAAAUGACUUACGAUGAAAUCAAGGAGAAAUACCCGGAAGAGUUAGCUUUGCGGGACCAGGACAAGUACUAUUACCGGUACCCAUCCGGGGAGUCUUACCAGGAUCUGGUGCAGCGCCUGGAACCGGUCAUCAUGGAGCUGGAACGGCAGGAGAAUGUCCUCGUCAUCUCCCACCAGGCCGUGAUGAGGUGCCUCCUGGCCUACUUCCUCGACAAAAGUGCCGAGGAAAUGCCUUACUUGAAAUGCCCUCUGCACACAGUGCUGAAGCUGACCCCUGUGGCCUAUGGUUGCAAAGUCGAAUCCAUCUAUUUGAAUGUCGAAGCUGUGAACACCCACCGGGACAGACCAGAGGAUGCCAGGAAGGGACCUAGCACCCACAUGAGACGCAAUAGCGUCACCCCUCUGGCGAGCCCAGAGCCCACCAAAAAGCCUCGCAUCAACAGCUUUGAGGAGCAUGUGCCCACCGCUGCUUCCGCUGCCCUGCCCAUCUGUGCUCCCCCGGAGGCGCCUUCCCAGCUGCCCGGACAACCUUUACUGGGAAAGGCCUGCCUAACCUGAAUAGCUCCCACAAGCAGCCUUGAAUUUCUCCAGGCGAUGCGUGAAAAUCCCAUCAACGGAAACCCAGCUCCAUUGCGUCACUCAUCUCUGAAGCUUGUGUCUCCCGUGCGCCUCUGUUGGACUCAAGGCUGACCCACGUGGGCAAUUCCCAUCACUGUUCAUCUGCCUAUUCGGACUUACCAGAUGGAGUUUGGAGGGGACGGGUGGGGGGAACACGGAGAGUAAGAAGAGGAGGAGAAAGCAAACAUCUCAUUUUAAUGUCAACUGGAGCUAACACCUCAUUUUUACCUGUUUUUUCCUGUUCUCCACUACUCCAGCCCAGGCCCUGGUUUGGGUAGAUCAUAAGCACUCCACGUGUCUCAAGUCUUUUUUAUUAACUCUAAAGUGACACAGUUGCCUUGCAGAGAACGAGGUGGAAGGUGCUUUGCUGCCUCGACAGACGUGUGUAAAUAAAAGAUGGUGGUUUGUGUUGGUGCACGCAAGGAGGAGGGGUGUAGCUAGGUACGGGGGCACCGGAGGCCUUCCUCGUGACACCGAAGUGCGCUCAGUCUUGCCGGUUUGUAUGUCUCUUCUGCUGCCCCCUCUCCCACCCCAAAGUAAGAAAUCGGUGGAGGUCACCUAUACCUACAGAAAGCACGGCUGUUCUGGUGAGGGUGGGGAUCCGCUGCUUGAUUUUUAAUGACAGCAAAACCCAUUCCCGGGCCUCUUUCCAAGUAUUGAGAAGCUGCAUGGGGGAUUCCUUACCACUCCGCGAGCGCCUCGCAUUGGGCCCAGGCAGAUCCUCCAGCAAUUCGUGCUGAAAAGUCGCUGGCAUGCUUCGCUCGGCACCAGGCUGGGGCUGCGCGGGUGCAAAACAACCAUUUGACUUCUAUUUUAUUUCCGGGGACUGCAGGGAAGGGGAAGGGCUGGCUCUACAGAGGCCACGCCUGCAUGGCACUCUGCAAGAAACUGCCUCGCUCCCUUUGCUUCUUUUGGCUUCCACGCUGCCAGAUGUCCGGCCCAUUGUAGGUGCAGUAUUGUUAUGCAUUGCUCAUACGUGGAUCCGCCCCCCCCCCCCCCCAGCCACCUGCUUCAGUUGCUGCAUGCGCUGGGUUCUUUAAAGACUUCAGGCAGAAGUGAUGAGCAGUUGGAUGCACGCGGGUCGCUCAGCUCUGCAGGGCUGCGCACUGAUCCUGAUGCGCACUCGCGCAAGGGUGGUGGCCACGCCCUUGAAUUGCUGGAUCAAAGGGAAUUACCGGACACCCAUCACUCUUCUCCAGAACAGAUUAAUAAAUCCAUUUCCAGUUAGCCGAGUUUUAGAUCCAGCAACCCAACUUUGUGGGGGAUGCCAUUCAUGACUCUAAUAUGGACGUAACCCAUAACAACAGUGAGAGAAGAUGUUCUGAUCUGUUGAGAUAGAGACAUCUGAGGGAUUCUGCACUAGGGAAGCCCCUAGGUUAUCAACUCUGGUUGAGUUUUAUCUUUUUAAGGGACGGUCCUAUACAUAUCUAGCUGGAAAAGACUGCAUGCUCGCAUUGUUUUGCUCGCAUUAUGAGCUCUCCUCUUACCAGGCUUUUCUAAAAAUGGACCCCCCCAUUUUGGAGCAGUCGGGUGCAAGCAGCGCCUGACGUAAUGAAAAAAUAUUGCCAGCGGUGGGUCCUUUACUAGCCCCAUCAGGGAUGGAAUGUGGGACUGAGGCUCCUCCACCAGGGUUCUUGCCCACAUCUACCCACUUGCACACUUCCACUUAGCAGGCAAGGCCUUCCUCGGACUGGGCAGUGACCCAGUGGGAAUUGGGCCCUCUCGUGCGCCGAGGUUCGCCUUGGCAUGGCCGAGCAGCCGUUCCACCCACCUGCCACAGCAGGUGCUUUUGCAUGGCUUAACACUGAGCCAAAAUGUUCCACCACCUGUGGCCCAGUCGGACACCCGAAGAUUUUCUCACGAGCAAGGAGCCUGUGCAUGCAACCUGUGCAUUUUGCGUUUCCAGCGUGUUUCGCAUGCAUUGCCUUCCCUUCCUUGCUUGCCCCCCCCCCCCCAGCAUUAGCUGCUAGGGUGUCCCCCCUGCUCCCCUAGUUUUAAAAACUUAUUUAAACAAAAUUCCCUGCACAGCCAGCGCUUUCUUAUUUUCCUUCACCCCCUGCCCUGGCUAUAUCAGUCUGUUGCAAACCACAAAAAAAAAAAAAAAAAGCUCUAGCCCUCGUGAUGAAAUUGCAAACUGUCCUUUGCUUGAUUUUUGUAGCCUGGAUUGGAAAGAAAUGGGAAUUGGGAGUUCAGGAACUGGAUUCCUUCCCUUGCUUCCAAGAAAGAUGUCCUGGGAUAAAAAGCUUCCCUAUUCAGCAAUUGGAAUGAAAGCGGGGAGCCUUGGUGCGUGUGUCUUUGGUUUUUCUAAGGUGCCCGUGGGGGAGAGGAGGCCGUGCUGUCGUCGUGCCCGUCGAAUGAGAAAAGCGAGUGAAAGCCACUCAAACGGCCUCGUGUUUUGGUUGCAUUUUUCCUUUGAUACUUGAAUUUAUAUUUUUAUCAUUUUUAAUAGCAAAGUGCUAUUUAUUUAUUUAACUGAUGCUGAACUGAGAGGAGGGGUUUUCUUCAUGAUUUGUGUGAUGUUGAUUUUGUAUAUAUUUGGGGGUUUUUUUGCCUGAGACGAAGCAGUGCCAGCUUAUAAAACAGGUUUGCCUUUUGGAAAUUUGUAUAUUUUGCAGUUGCUGGACCAAUAAAACCAUCUUGAAAUAAAAAAAAA